UUACAUAUCUCUCUGCAGCUAUGGAGAAAUCUAUAAUAUUAUCAAAGACAGCCAUUUUGGCCAUCUUCUUAGUCGCGAUUGCAUCUUGUGUGUCAUUCUCAUCGGCAACGAGAGCACAAGCAUUAGUUGAAUUAGGAUCUGAACCUGCUCCCAUCGACAAGGUUAAGUUUUGUCAUACAAAGGCAGACUGUAAAAAUACUAGAUGUUAUCCAACCAGAAGCCCUGCUUUUUGUAAUAAUGGCGUAUGCUCAUGCGAAUACGAUGAUGCUAAAGACUCUCCGGUGGUGACGAAAGACGAAACAUGUUCCACUAUUACGGACUGCAAAUGCACCAAAUGCUUCCCCCAACCUGGAUGGCAUGUUGAAUGUGUUGAUGGCAAAUGCAAAUGUGUCUUCGAUGUGCCACCACGUUCUAAAGUAGUAACCGACGAGAAAUGUACCAUUGUUAAGGACUGCAAAAGCACAAUAUGCAUGGACGAAAUUGGAUGGCAUGUCCAUUGUGUUAAUGGCAUCUGCAAAUGUGUACAAGUCGGACCACCAGAAGCUGAUUCCACCGCUUUUCCUCCGGCAGCCGGACCAAAUGUCAACCAACAAGGUUGUCCUCCAUCUGACUGCUAUGAAAUUUCAUGUGUCGAGGGAUGCCCUGAACGUGUUCAUGGCCAGUGCCAAUGCGUACAGCCAGGUUCAUUCUAG
Fragaria vesca subsp. vesca is the source of this 692-nucleotide messenger RNA. RefSeq lists its product as uncharacterized. The coding region runs from base 21 to 692 and encodes 223 amino acids. The transcript is spliced from 2 exons. NCBI's taxonomy places the organism in Eukaryota, Viridiplantae, Streptophyta, Magnoliopsida, Rosales, Rosaceae. The record is from RefSeq and is a predicted model, not a curated record.